UUUCCAUAUUUCCCAUGAUAAAUUCCCGACCAUGGAGAAGGAUGGAGAUAUGGACACCUUCCUGCGUGGGUUUGAGAGGACUUGUAGACAGUACCAACUGCCCCGGGAACAAUGGGCAAAGUACCUUACCCCAGGGUUAAAAAGCAAAGCCCUGGAAGCCUUUGUAGAUUUACCACCAGAGCUUGAUGGGGAUUAUGAUGCUAUCAGACAAGCCUUAAUUGACCGGUAUAAUCUUACUCCAGAAAGAUAUAGGAAACGGUUUCGUUCCCUACAAAAAGGCCCUGCUGAUAGCUAUGCAGAUAUCCUAAGUAGUUUGAAAACUACCUUUAAGCAAUGGGUCUCUGGACUGGAUGUUACCACAAUUGAGGAUUUAACUGAUUUGAUGGUCAAAGAUCAGUUUUUACACAUAUGUCCAUUGGAAGUACGGCAGUUUGUUAUGGACCGGGAGCCUAAAACAGCAGACCAGGCUGCCAAGCUUGCUGAUACUUAUGCAGCUAGUCGGAUGCCAGAGCACCGCAAAGCCUCUUUACCAAGCUACAAGGAGCGAUCAAUAGGAGGAACCGCACACAGCAGUCCACAGUCUGGUGAGAAUUCAUAUUUUGGGGGGUCUGUUGCAGCUGUGGGGCAAAAGGAUACCCGCCGAUGUUUUUCCUGCAACCAGAUGGGCCAUGUGAGGACUGACUGUCCACAUAAGAAGGAACCAACUUCACCUGGACAGCCUGUUGUGAUGCUUGUGUCUGGUAAGCCUGAGAAUCUACAUCAUCAUAUGCAGUCUGUGAUUGUGGGGGACAAAGUGACUCAGGGACUAAGAGACUCGGGGUCUAAUUUUUCUCUGGUGCGUCCAGAGAUGAUAAACACUGGGGACAUUAUUCCUGGAAAGACUUUGUCCAUAAAGGGAGUGGGUGGGAGCCACCCAAAGAUGCCUGUGGCAAAAGUUUUCUUGGAUUGGGGUGCGGGGAGAGGUCUAAUGAAAUUCCUGUAAAUGUCUUGUUGGGGAAUGAUUUGGGUUACAUGAUAACUGCUUUUGUGCCCUAUGACCAGGUCUCACUAGGUCCAGCCGUGCUGGAGUGUGGCCACCCACCUCAACAGGUAAUUGCAAAAAGUACUAUGCAGCAAAGUAACUGGGAGGGAGGACUGGGAGGCAGGAGCCAGUGCCUGAACCAGUGUUGUCCCAAAGUAGGGAUAAGAAGGGAGAGGGGGAGGAGAGGUUUCCCCUAGGAGUCUCCCUGGUGCAGCCCGGUAGUGUACCGGCAGUGAGGGAUUUCCAGCGUGUAAUCCCUGAUCCUGUACCCAAAAUGCCUGAGGUCUUGAGUGGGGGUCAACAGCUACGCCAAGCUCAGGAGUCAGUGCAGAAGCAUGAGGGACAGGUGGUUAGGACUCAGAGGAGGGUCCUAGUGGAUAGUGCCACUCAGACUGAGGAGAGUGAUGGUAGUGGUGGGCCAGGAAAAGCCCUCAUGCCAGAACCAGUACUGUGGGGGGCUCAGGUGGUCAGUACUAAGGAGGAAAGGCUGACAGUACCAGGAGUUGCUCCCAAGUCAGAUAGCAACAAAGUAGUUUUUCCAGAAGUCCAGAGUAUUAAGGACGUGCCCAGUGGUUUAUGCCAACCCAAGACUAAGAAGGUCAGUGGAGACCAGGGUGGCAUCAAGGGGGUGGGAGGCCUCCAGCUACUUUCUAUGUCUAGGCCCAGGGAAUGGGAGAUUAGAGAUAGGCUGGAGGGCCCCUCAGUGAACAAGGUGGGAGGAAUAGGUCAGAUGCCUGAGGAGAGCAGUGAUAGACCAUUGCCUACUAUGCAAACCUGCACUCUGUCCAGAGACAGUGCAGAUAGAGGCAAAAUAGGAAGUAUACCUACAUCAAACCAGUCCAGUACCUGGGAUUAUACUGAUAUAGCCCUCAAGGAACAAGAUUUUAGGCCUGGGAGGUAGCCUGAUCCCUCAUACUGUAUAACAUGAAUGGAUAUUUUGAGAAUGACCUGGCUAUGGCUAUGGAUUUAUGUUUUUAUUGUGGCAAGGUUAAGAGUGACCUGUAAGUCAAUCUCCCCUUGCUCACUCU
This is a messenger RNA of Xenopus laevis (African clawed frog), 2049 nucleotides long. RefSeq lists its product as uncharacterized. Bases 32 to 982 code for a protein of 316 amino acids. The transcript has 2 exons. The record is from RefSeq and is a predicted model, not a curated record. NCBI's taxonomy places the organism in Eukaryota, Metazoa, Chordata, Amphibia, Anura, Pipidae.